Molecule: messenger RNA, 1731 nt
Organism: Sphenostylis stenocarpa
Lineage: Eukaryota; Viridiplantae; Streptophyta; Magnoliopsida; Fabales; Fabaceae
Source: the annotation of a GenBank genome assembly
AUGUCCCUGCGUCCCAAAAUUGAGAAGGCCGACGUCCCCGUCGUCGACAUUAAUAGCGAUAGUGACGACGGCGUCACGACCGUCGAGGUAGUUCCCACCAAAAAAUCCGCGUUAACACAGAAGAUUUCAUCGCGUCGAGUCGAGCUUGUGCAGCAAGAAACCCCUGCGCCGAGUUCCGCACCUUCGGUCUCCGGUGGUCUGUUCCGAAGUUUCUGGAAAGCUGGGGAUUAUGCAGUUGGUCCCUCCUUGAAGCCCGCUCCCUUUCAAGGUCACUUGGAACAUGCUCGGGUGCACCCCAAGUUUCUGCAUUCAAAUGCAACUUCUCAUAGAUGGGCUUUUGGAGCAAUUGCUGAGCUCGUGGAUAAUGCUGUUGAUGAGAUUCACAAUGGUGCAACUUUUGUAAAGAUUGACAAGUUUGAUGUUAAGAAGGAUAAUUCACCCGCAUUAUGUUUCCUAGAUGAUGGUGGUGGAAUGGAUCCUAACUCAAUUCGAAAAUGCAUGAGCUUGGGUUAUUCAUCAAAGAAGUCAAAGACAACAAUUGGACAGUAUUUUGACAUAUCUGGCCAUUGGGCUGAGCCAAUUAUUUAUAGCUCACAGGAUGAAUGGUCAGCGAACUUGAAAACAAUUAUGGAUUGGUCUCCGUUCACAUCAAAGGAGGAGCUCAUGCUUCAGUUUGAUGAUAUAGGAUCACAUGGAACCAAAGUUCUAAUAUACAAUUUGUGGUUGAAUGAUGAAGGGAUAUAUGAAUUGAGUUUUGAUGAUGAUGUUGAGGAUAUUAUGCUGAGAGAUGAGGCCAGCCAAGGGGCUGAGAAAAAAUUAAACAAAAAAACUGUUCAGCUUCAGUCUCAUAUUUCUUACCGCAUUCGUUAUUCUUUACGGGCAUAUGUUUCGAUGUUGUACCUUAGAAAAUUUUCUAACUUCGAAAUCAUACUAAGGGGGAAACUUGUGGAUCAAUUCAACAUUGCAGACAACUUAAUAUAUUUAAAAGUAAUUCCAUAUAGGCCUCAGCUAGCCAUUGCAUCAAAAGAGGACAUAGCGGAAACAAAGACAACCAUUGGAUUUAUAAAGGAGGCUCCUUCUAUUAAGGUUACUGGAUUCAAUGUGUACCAUAAAAAUCGACUAAUCAAGCCCUUUUGGAAAGUAGUUUCAGAUGGUUCAUCAAAAGGGAGUUGUGUUGUUGGAGUUCUUGAAGCCAAUUUUAUAGAACCAGCGCAUGACAAGCAGGAUUUUGAGAGAUCAGUGCUAUUCAUUCGGUUGGAAAACAAGCUGAAACAAAUGACAAUGGAUUACUGGAAAGGCCACUGUCACUUGAUUGGAUAUCAGCCGUCAAAUUUCAGAUCAGAAAAUGGGAUAAAAGAAGCUCACAAUCAAAAGUCAGCUGAACAUUCAACUAAUCCACAGAAUGAGUUGUUUGUUAAUCAACAGGUUACUGGCAGGGUAGCUGAGCAUCGAAACACCCUGAAUCAGCCGGUUGUUGGUCUUGAUGUGACUGGCAUGCAAGAUUUAAGUCAUGAGAAGCGGGGUACAAUGGUAGGAACUCCAAAGUCUGUAUCUGUUGAUGAAAUCUGUGCAGAAAACAUAAAACUUUUCGAGAGGUGUGAGGAGUACAGGCUAAAGGAGACAGAACUGAAAAAGACGGUUGUAAUCUUGGAGGAGGAAUAUAAACAAAUCCAGAAGAAAUGCGCCGUUCUUACUUCAAUCUUGGAGACCAAGAGGAAGGAGAAGUGUUAA